This is a messenger RNA of Notolabrus celidotus (New Zealand spotty), 6571 nucleotides long. It is a transcript of the gene dnm1a, whose product is annotated as dynamin 1a. Gene Ontology annotation, cellular component: cytoplasm; microtubule; membrane. Bases 239 to 2764 code for a protein of 841 amino acids. Gene Ontology annotation, molecular function: GTPase activity; GTP binding; microtubule binding. Lineage: Eukaryota; Metazoa; Chordata; Actinopteri; Labriformes; Labridae. The transcript has 20 exons. The record is from RefSeq and is a predicted model, not a curated record.
CAUCCUCCUCCCCCCCUGCGGUGCUCGGUGGAGAGGAGUGUUCAUACUCGGUGGCGGAGAGAGUCCUGUUAACUGAGGUGAUCUGACACACCGAAGAGACGCAGUCAAUGAGGGAGCAAACCGAGGAGUGAGCCGGUGUGUGCGCAGUCCAAAAAACACCCUCUGAAAGCGAGGGUGACGAGAAGGGGAAAUAAGAUUAAUCCACUCCCUGCCCUGACAAGGAAACAACUCUGCAAAUAUGGGGAACCGGGGGAUGGAGGAUCUGAUUCCUCUGGUGAACCGCAUGCAGGAUGCCUUCUCCUCAAUCGGGCAAAACGCAAACCUGGACCUGCCGCAGAUCGCAGUGGUGGGCGGCCAGAGCGCAGGGAAGAGCUCUGUGCUGGAGAACUUCGUCGGGAAGGAUUUCCUUCCCCGUGGCUCAGGCAUUGUGACUCGUCGUCCUUUGGUUCUGCAGCUGAUGAACUGUCCGACAGAGUAUGCUGAGUUUCUCCACUGUAAGGGCAAAAAGUUCAUAGAUUUCGAUGAGGUCCGGCAGGAGAUCGAGGCAGAGACUGAUCGCAUCGCAGCCAAUAAGGGCAUCUCCGCUGUGCCCAUCAACCUGCGCGUCUACUCCCCUAAUGUGUUGAACCUCACGCUGGUGGAUCUGCCCGGGAUGACCAAGGUGCCGGUGGGCGACCAGCCGGCAGACAUUGAGGCACAGAUCAGAGAAAUGCUGUUUCAGUUUGUCACCAAAGAGAACUGCCUGAUGCUGGCUGUGUCCCCGGCCAACUCUGAUCUGGCCAACUCUGACGCUUUAAAGAUUGCCAAAGAGGUCGACCCUCAGGGUAUGAGGACCAUCGGUGUGAUCACCAAGCUGGACCUGAUGGACGAGGGGACGGAUGCAAAGGAAAUCCUGGAGAAUAAGCUGCUUCCACUCAGGAGGGGUUAUAUUGGUGUGGUCAACCGGAGCCAAAAGGACAUAGAUGGAAAGAAGGACAUUAAUGCUGCUAUGGCUGCUGAGAGGAAAUUCUUCCUCUCCCACCCUUCAUAUAGACACCUGGCUGACCGUAUGGGCACUCCCUACCUACAGAAAGUUCUCAAUCAGCAACUGACCAACCACAUCCGCGACACCCUGCCAGGUCUGCGGGCCAAACUGCAGAGUCAACUGCUCUCCAUAGAGAAGGAAGUGGAGGAGUACAAGAACUUCAGACCUGACGAUCCAUCUCGCAAGACCAAGGCUCUGCUCCAGAUGGUGCAGCAGUUCUCCGUGGACUUUGAGAAGUGUAUAGAGGGCUCCGGAGACCAGAUCGACACAGCCGAGCUGUCUGGUGGUGCCAGAAUCAAUCGCAUUUUCCACGAACGUUUCCCCUUCGAGCUUGUCAAGAUGGAGUUUGACGAGAAAGAGCUCCGCAAGGAGAUCAGCUACGCCAUCAAGAACAUCCACGGAAUCAGAACUGGCCUCUUCACUCCGGACAUGGCCUUUGAGACCAUUGUGAAAAGGCAGAUUGGGAAGAUUAAAGAGCCUUGCACCAAAUGUGUGGACAUGGUCAUUUCUGAACUAGUCGGUACGGUUAGGCAGUGUACCAAGAAGCUGGCCCAGUAUCCACAGCUAAGAGAGGAGAUGGAGAGAAUCGUCACCCAGCAUAUUAGGGACCGGGAAAGCCGCACUAAAGGACAGGUUUUGCUGUUGAUAGACAUUGAGUUGUCCUACAUGAACACCAACCAUGAGGACUUCAUUGGAUUUGCCAAUGCUCAGCAGAGGAUCAACCAGAUGAACAAGAAGAAAGCAUCUGGAAACCAGGUGAUCCGGAAGGGAUGGCUGACCAUCAACAACAUCGGAAUCAUGAAGGGAGGAGCCAAAGAGUACUGGUUUGUCCUCACUGCUGAGUCCCUGUCCUGGUACAAAGAUGAUGAGGAGAAAGAGAAGAAGUACAUGCUGCAGGUGGACAACCUGAAGCUGCGUGAUGUGGAGAAAGGCUUCAUGUCCAGCAAGCACAUCUUUGCCCUCUUCAACACUGAACAGAGGAAUGUGUACAAGGACUACCGUCAGCUGGAGCUGGCCUGCGAGGGUCAGGAGGAUGUGGAUGCCUGGAAAGCUUCCUUCCUCAGAGCUGGAGUUUACCCAGAACGUGUCGUGAGUGAAGGUAGUGAUGAAAAUGGCUCUGACAGCUUGAUGCACAGCAUGGACCCUCAGCUGGAGCGACAAGUAGAGACCAUCCGCAACCUGGUUGACUCCUACAUGGCCAUCGUCAACAAGACCGUCCGCGACUUGAUGCCGAAGACCAUCAUGCACCUCAUGAUUAACAAUACUAAAGAGUUCAUAAACGCUGAUCUGCUGGCCCAGCUGUACUCAUGUGGUGACCAAAACACGCUGAUGGAGGAGUCUCAGGAGCAAGCCACACACCGUGAUGAGAUGCUAAAGAUGUUCUUCGCUCUGAAAGAGGCCCUCAGCAUCAUCGGUGACAUCAGCACAUCCACCAUCAGCACGUCCAUGCCGCCUCCUGUGGAUGACUCCUGGCUGCAGGUGCAGCGUGGUGGAUCUGGAGGAAGGUCUCCAGCCACUAGUCCUACUCCAAACCGACGGGCUCCACCAGGACCUCCAGGCCGUCCAGUGUCUCGUGGGCCUCCACCUGGACCUCCUCCUGCUGGGGGACCCCCUGUACCCUCACGCCCUGGGGCUUCUCCUGACCCUUACAGCGGGCCUCCGCCAACUGUGCCCUCCCGGCCAAACCGUGCACCCCCAAGUGUCCCCAGUCGGAGACCCCCACCUUCUCCAACCCACUAGACCUCUGACCUCCUUCCUCCCCCCAUCCGUUCCUCCGUCUAUUUAUCCAAGAGGCCGUGGACAACAGGGCCACCUACCUUUCGUCCUCCUCUGUCACACCUGACCUGAGCCGGCUCUCUUCUCCUGAACCCUUACAACAAGCCAAGUCACUCUUUCUCUCCCAAAUCCUCCAACAACCCCCACCCCUAUACCACUACACACACACACGCACACACACAUACACCUGUUUAACACAGAGAUGCUGCAAAAUACUUGAAACACACAUGCAUGACUGACUUGUGAACAUGCUGCACCCUCAGAUAUUUAAACAAACUCUGUAGAGAAUAUAAAAUCAAAACAAAUCCGUGAGUGUAGGUGCACAUGUGCAUGAACACCUGUUAUCAUUAACACACGUAUAUUUAUGGUUUAUAUGUAAACAAGUGGAUACAUACAGAAUACAUAUCCCUGCAAAUGAAGCAUGACACUUUGCCUACUACAGCCUUUAUUAACGGUGUUUUGGCUGCAGACUUGAUCAUGUUUAUCCAGUCAGUUUUUUAAAUGUAUGACCUUACUGUUCUUUUAUGUUUCUUCCUGAUUUUAUUUGUACAUAAAGGAAUGCUCCACCAAAAAAAGUUUUUUUUUUUGAGGUUUCUAACUCCUCUUGUAUUGCCUUUCCUGCUUAAAAAGAAGUUCUUAAUCAAGUGUCUUCAGGGUUGCUACUUUCAGAUUUGAAAGGACACUGAAGUGAAUCAGAAUGUGCAAAUUAUUUUUUGUGACAUUUUACGUUGUACAAUUUAUUGAGCAGCUGGAUACCACUGAUGUUGUUUUCACAUUCAUUUCUUUUUGUAAAAACUUUACGGACGUUCAUGCUCUUUGUGAAGUCAUGGGGAAGUGCUUAUUUUUGUUGUAGCUAUAAGAGCUGUUAGACGAUGAAUUUGUGAGGCAUUCCUGUGGGGUCUCCACAUCUUUAUGAUACGGCGAGGUUUCAUCCCAACAUGUUGAGGUGUUUUUAUUUACACACUAUUUACUCUUUUGCUUGUUGAGAGCUCCCUGUUAGCCCUCAAAGCUCUUUCAAAUCUCUCUAUCGCCUGGUCUAGUCAUACGCUUUAUGAUUCCCCAACAUCACCCAUCAACUAUGAAUCAGACUGCACCAUCAAAGAUGCCUGGAUGGAGCAGCGCUGCUUCUCCUCGUCUUUUCUUUCCCUCCUCCUUUGUCUUUUUGUCACUUAAUUCACACACAAUUGAACUAUCAUGUUUUAACUGAGUCAUUUUCAGUUGACAGGCGUACAUAUCACAUUAUGUCACAUAAUGACCACUUCUGAAAAGCGCUGCUGUCUAUGCUUCCACAGAACCUAUGCAAAAAAGAAAAUGAUUACUCAGCAUUAUUUUCGGCUUGAAGGGGUGCCUCCCACAACACUGUUCCUCCUCUCAUCUUUGCAAAAGCACGGUUACUGUGUUAUCUUAUUGAGGCGGGAUUGAAAUUAAAAGUGCAAUAUAUAGAAUGUCCCUCUGCUAGCGGCUGAAUGACAGCAGUCACAUAAGAACUAGGGUUCAUUGUAAAUUGAGAGAAAAGGAAAUCUGUGGCCUGGGUUGCACCCUUAGACUGUUAGAGCGCUCCUUAUACGUUCUUUUGUAUUCAGAGGUAUUGAAGUCCCUAAUGGGAAAGGGUUUUUAGAAAUUUGGAGCGUGUUUCUAAGUCAGCUUCAACCACGUUCACCACAUUAACAUGACGGUCUUUUUCCUCUGAAUUAACACUCAGGGUACGAGGCUCAGAUGCGAUAUAAAUAUCGUACUGCUGUUUUCCAGGUUGCAAAAAUUCUAGCAUUGUAGUGAAAAUGACAAAUCCUCAUAAAUCAGCAUUGAGAAGUAAAAUUGUGUUGCCACAGUGAGCCACAUGUCAAAGUAAAACCACAUAUAUACCUGUUUAGUACUAUCAAGGUGUUUUUCGACCAGAGGAACUGGUGGACCCAGGGUCUAAAUUUAGUUCAGUAGUUCUGGGGGCUAAAAGACCUUAGAACUCUUGGUUGAAAUGCACCUUUAGGCAACAAGUUAGCAUUCAGCUUAUUCCCUACUUAAAUCACUGUUUGAUAGUUCUUUAGUCCUUUCUUAGAUUAGGCCUUUGGGUCGCCAUCAAACGUAUAUGUUAGCUAGCUAUUUAGAAACGUGAAUGUUAGCUAGAAGAGUGAGUGUUUGCUAAAAAGGUGAAUGUUUGUAAGAAAAAUGAAUGUAAGCAAAGACAGGAAAUGUUAGCUAGAAACAUGAAUGUUAGCUAGCAAUAUCUCAGCUAGCUCGGAAGUGUUGAAUGCUAAGGGUAGCUAUUUGGUUAUUAAAGCUGCUGUUGGUAGUCACAGAGUAAACAUCUGUUCAGAGAGAGGGACUUCGAAUGUCAACACUUUCCCUCCCAACCAGAUUUCCUCUUAGCCCCCCAACCCAGAUCGGCGUGUGCAGUCAUGAUAGUGCUGGACUCAUAACCAAUCGGAGGACGUAGUAGGGGCCACCCCUUAACCAAUCAGGACAGAGGAUUGAUGAUUAGCUGUGAUUGGUUCGUCAUAACGGGAACGAAGGGAAUAAUAACAUUGCUUGAUACAAAGGCAUUGGAAAACGAAGAGAUUUUGCAAUAGUCUCAAAUUACUCCACUUACCGAUGAGUACCGAUGAGCAUUAUGACCUUUUGUCCAAACCAGGCAGAAAAAAGCUAAAACAUUUUUACACCAUUCCUACAAACAGCAGCUUUAACUAUGGAGUUUUAACUUGAAAUAUGGCCCACUGUCCCUCCAGAUAAUCUCUAUUUCUUGGCAGUACAGUUGCUGAGUAAAAAACAUCAACAUUGAUCUCUGAAACUCAGCACCUUUAAAAAUAUGUCUACAUUUAUGCGCCUUAACUCGCAAAACAGCAGUGCAAUAUGUUAGCACCAUUUUACCUUCUCUCCCUGAGCAUAAAAUCAGAAGAAAAUCUUAGCAGUGUGAAUAAACAUCAAAUCUCCUGAUGCAUCUACAGCAUUUUGCUCUGCCAUUCAUUUUGUGUUUUCUCCCCCCUCUUUUUCAUCCUUUUCUUUCUUCUCUCAGUGGUCACGGGGGUGAGUGAGAACAUGAAAACAGCCAGUCUAUGCAUAAAACUAUCAAUCGCUCCUCCUGUCUCCACCUCAUGAUGCUGUCUUAAGAGCCUGUGAUCUGAACCCGUCUUUUCACUACCUGUUCUGCCACUGAACUCCUCUGUCAGUGUGAUGUGUUGUAUUUUGACCCAGACUAAAAAAAAAACAACUAACAACCCACCAGCCUCAAAAUCCCAUAUCUGUACCUCAACUGAUGUCAUUGUAGUCUUAAACCACCCCCCUUGUGAAUCCUUGUACUACACAACCGCAACACAAACACAACAAAGUAUAUCCUCCUUAUUAUUUAACAGGAAAUAGUUUAUUAUGGACAUAUCUAAAUGUGUCAUUAUGUAUAUGUGUGGUGCAUCUUCUGGGACUUUACCUCCCCUGUUUAGAGAUUUUAGUCUGCCAUGUAUGAAAUUGCUGAAUAUUUAAAUUAUUAUGAAUAAAUGAGUAUGUGUAUAAGGGAAUAAUAUUAAAGAAAAACUUCUAAAAAAAAAAGUGUAAUGCAGUGAAAAUUCUGAAUGUUGGCAGUUUGUUUGAUACUUUAGUUGGUAGCAGAGGGUUUUUUUGUUUGUUUUUCUUGUCUCUCUCUCUCAGGGAGAGACGGUGUGAAUGUGUGAACUCCUGCGGCCAACAGGCCCUGCAUCUUGUUCAAGCUGCUGUGGAUGAAAUGAUAACUUUGCCCUGCAGGACUGCCAUGCUUUGUCAACACAUUAAAAAAUGUCAGUGUACCUG